AUUCAGUUUUUUACACACAUAUUUUUGGCGGCUAUUUUGUUCAUCAUCCUCAUCUUGUAGCGAAAGCCAUGAAUUCCAGAGACUUGACCAUAUUCUCAACGGCUAGUUUUCUCGGUGCUCUCGUAUCUGCUCUCACAAUUCGCUUCUUCUUAAACCCUAGAAAGCAUCUCUCCGCAUCAAACGGCGUCGUUGGAGCUAAGUCUUCUAAUCAGUCCCCCUUCGAUCCUGCCAAACGCAAAGGGUAUAUAUCAUGGGACGAUUAUUUCAUGUCUAUCGCGUUUUUAUCGGCUGAGAGGUCUAAAGAUCCCAAUAGACAGGUUGGUGCAUGCUUGGUUAGUGAAAACGGUGUUAUACUUGGUAUUGGAUAUAAUGGUUUUCCUCGCGGGUGUUCUGAUGAUAAACUUCCUUGGUCAAAGAAAUCCAAGACCGGAGAUCCCUUGGAGACAAAAUAUCCGUAUGUGUGCCAUGCUGAGGUCAAUGCUAUCUUGAACACAAAUCAUGCUUCUGCUGCAGGGCAGAGGCUAUAUGUUACAAUGUUUCCCUGCAACGAAUGUGCCAAAAUUAUAAUUCAGUCCGGAGUUUCUGAAGUUGUCUAUUAUGUGGAGAAGAGGUUGGAGAACUCCGAAUCUGCUUAUGUUGCAUCACAUAAACUUUUGUCAAUGGCAGGUGUUAAGGUAAGGAGGCAUCAACCGCGGAUGGAUCAAAUCUUAAUUAAAUUCGAUAACAUCUCGAAAUCUGUUUCUUCGGAAACUCCUUAAGUUCCUGUAGAACUGACAUCUUAAUGUACUAGCAAAGCUAAUAGAUUUUACAUGUGAUAGUUCUGAUAUGUCAUGUUGCAACAUUUGAUGAAAAAAUUAUGUAUCGACAAUAUCACUUUGGAAUAAUGGUUAUCUUAUGCAGAAACCAUUUUGAACUCUCUA
This is a messenger RNA of Daucus carota subsp. sativus, 920 nucleotides long. RefSeq lists its product as uncharacterized. The transcript has 9 exons. Lineage: Eukaryota; Viridiplantae; Streptophyta; Magnoliopsida; Apiales; Apiaceae. The record is from RefSeq and is a predicted model, not a curated record. Gene Ontology annotation, molecular function: zinc ion binding; hydrolase activity. Bases 69 to 758 code for a protein of 229 amino acids.